AUGUCGGACUAUGAAGUAGCAGCAAUCUCAUCAAUGAAUGACAGUUUUCCUCAAUCGAAAAUUCAUGGUUGCUGGUUUCAUUUUAACCAGGCUAUUUUGCGCAAAUGGCGUCAAUUAGGCCUUAUAGAAGCUUCAUCAGAUUUAUUGAGCAUUUCAAUGAAUAUACCUUUAUUACCGGCUAAUUUAUUUCCAAAUGCCUAUGUCAUAAUGGAAAGUGUUGCUAAUUCUUUAUAUUGGCAAUAUCCUAAUAUAUUAAAGUUUCUGAAAUAUAUGUCUGAUAAUUGGUUAUCAAAAGCGGAAAAUGUUAGUACUUUUGGUUGCCCUGUAAGAACGAACAAUAGUGUAGAAAGUUUCCAUAAAAUAGCUGCACAAAAACUUCGGAAACCACAUUCAAAUGUAUGGAUAUUUUUAGGUAAUUAUGAUUUUAAAUAA
Solenopsis invicta (red fire ant) is the source of this 432-nucleotide messenger RNA. RefSeq lists its product as uncharacterized. NCBI's taxonomy places the organism in Eukaryota, Metazoa, Arthropoda, Insecta, Hymenoptera, Formicidae. The coding region runs from base 1 to 432 and encodes 143 amino acids. The record is from RefSeq and is a predicted model, not a curated record. The transcript has 2 exons.